Messenger RNA from Oncorhynchus mykiss (rainbow trout), 3076 nucleotides. The record is from RefSeq and is a predicted model, not a curated record. NCBI's taxonomy places the organism in Eukaryota, Metazoa, Chordata, Actinopteri, Salmoniformes, Salmonidae.
AUGCUGGUCAUCAACAGGUACCUCCUCCUGUGUGCAGGCUCAGAGCAGAGGAACCUGGAAUCCUCCUGUGCAGAGGAACCAUCACUGCCUAUCUGGCCCUGCUGCCUAGACCUCACCCCGGCCUGGCCCUGCUUCCUAGACCUCACCCCGGCCUGGCCCUGCUUCCUAGACCUCACCCCGGCCUGGCCCUGCUUCCUAGACCUCACCCCGGCCUGGCCCUGCUUCCUAGACCUCACCCCGGCCUGGCCCUGCUUCCUAGACCUCACCCCGGCCUGGCCCUGCUUCCUAGACCUCACCCCGGCCUGGCCCUGCUUCCUAGACCUCACCCCGGCCUGGCCCUGCUUCCUAGACCUCACCCCGUCCUGGCCCUGCUGCCUAGACCUCACCCCGGUCUGGUCCUGCUUCCUAGACCUCACCCCGGCCUGGCCCUGCUUCCUAGACCUCACCCCGGCCUGGCCCUGCUUCCUAGACCUCACCCCGGCCUGGCCCUGCUUCCUAGACCUCACCCCGGCCUGGCCCUGCUUCCUAGACCUCACCCCGGCCUGGCCCUGCUUCCUAGACCUCACCCCGGCCUGGCCCUGCUUCCUAGACCUCACCCCGGCCUGGCCCUGCUUCCUAGACCUCACCCCGUCCUGGCCCUGCUUCCUAGACCUCACCCCGGUCUGGCCCUGCUUCCUAGUCCUCACCCCGGUCUGGCCCUGCUUCCUAGACCUCACCCCGGCCUGGCCCUGCUGCCUAGACCACACCCUGGUCUGGCCCUGCUCGUGGUUCUGCUGUAUGGCUGAUCUGCCCCCCUGCAGUAGCAGCAGUAUGGAGGAAUGGCAGGAGAAACGAGGUCUGCAGACGAUGAACCUGCGGUCUGUGUUCACACUGGAGCAGCAGCGAGUCCUGGAUAGCUACUAUGACAACGGGAUGACCAAUCAGAGCAAGAGCUGCUUCCAGCUGAUCCUUCAGUGUUCUCAGGAGACCAAAUUGGACUUCAGCGUGGUGCGGACCUGGGUGGGCAACAAGAGGCGGAAGCUGGCCUCCAGGGCCGACCAGAACACAGGCAUGUCCCACUCCUUUUCCUUCUCCAAUCACAGCCUGGCUGGGGGAGCUGUGUCCAACCACAUGCUAACGGGCGGGGCUCUAGUGGCGGGCGCAAUGCUGACAGGGGAGAUGGCAGCAGCUCAGAAUAUCCAGAGAGGAUCCUCCCACCUCCCUCCAUCCUCCUCCUUCCCCUCUGCCUCCUCCUCUUCCUCCUCCUCUCCUCUCAGCUCUGUCAACAACAACAACGAUGUCAUCCUGACAGGGAUUUACUCUCUAGGCUCCACUUCUCGUUCCCAGCCCACUGUUAAGCCUCUCUCCUGUCACUCUGACUCUGAGCUCCCUGCACAUGUCCAUCAAACUCUGCUCAACCAAUCAGAGCACAGGAGGAAUAGUUCUGUCUCCUCCCCCCUCCAGCUCCAUUCUAGAUCGGGUACCAUGUCACUUCCUCGCUGUAAACCCCUCUCCCUCUCCUCUUCCCCCUCCUUCUCCUCAUCCCCCAGCCAACCCAUCCACAAUCUGUCCAAGAGGUGUGGUUUCACCACUGGUGGGGCAGGGUGGGCAGUAGGAAGGGCUGGGUCAGGGGGGGGGGUACCUCGGAGCUGGGCUAGACAGUAUGGUUCUCUCCAGUCCGGCCCCUGUCGCUCCCAGCUCCAGCCCACGCCUCACUCCAACCCCCAGACUCCCCAACCUCACCCCCCAAGGCCCCAUCCUUCCAAACCUCCCCCUUCAGACCACUCCCCCCGCAUUCAUCAGGUCUUCAGCCUAUUAGAGAGGGGGGAAGGGGAGGGACUAGGACAAGGACAGCCUUCUGAUAGCAGCAGGCAAGAGAGACACAGACAGUCUACCCGCCCCUUGGACGCUAUUGGCUGCCUCUCAAUCGCCAUGGAGACGGGUGAUGAAGAGGAUGAGUGGCGGAGGGAGGAAGAGUUAUCCAACAUGGCUGCCACGACCCACGGGGACCUCCAGAGAGGCCAGGGGGUGAGGGACAGCCUCAGCCCCAGCAGCGAACAGGGAUCUGGGGGUAGAGACCUCACAUCCCUCUCCCUGGUCCUCAGCAGCUCCAGGCCUGGUCCAUAUCCUCGGGACAGCUACCCAGUUACUACAACACUACAGACCUCCCCUAGUAUACAGACGUGGAUUGGGAACCGGAGGAGGAAGUACCGUCUGAUGGGCAUAAAGAUCCCGCCCCCUAAAGAUGGGCCGGCCUUGUUCCUGACAUCACAGGAAGGGGAGAAGUCUCCCUCUGCACUGAGUUCCGAUGGGGAGGGGCUUAGAACGCCCGAGCUGGGAGACAACCUAAACGAUGGAGCGUCCUUCUGUCUGUCCGAGGAUGGGACCAGUCAGUCGUACCAGAGAGAAGAAGAGAACGGAGUAGAGGAGGAGAGCAGCAGCGCCCCCAUGGCUCACAGCGUGAAGAUAGAGGUGAUUGAUGAUGAUGAUGAUGAUGAUGGUGUUGAGUUGGUCGGAUCUGAUAUGGAAAACAUGCAGAACCUCCUGGAGUUUAAGCUUGGGGAGGUGCAGUAUCUGGAGAGCCAACUAGAGAAUCAGAAUCAGAGAUAUUAUGAGUUGGAGACCUUCACCAAGAGUCUUCUGACCGCUGUAAGGACCAACAACCUGGACAGACAACAGGAGCUCCUAGCCAGUCUACCUCAGCCUGCAGAUCAGGACUGGGACAUGAGUCCAGAGGGAGGAGCCAACUCCAUCUCCAUAACAACACACUCUGCAGACAAUCACGAUUCCCCGUUGGCCGCCAGGAGCAACGACGAAACACCAUCGGUCAACCCCAACAAGGACCUCCCAUUGGUCUCUCUAAACGAAGACGGUUCAUUGAUUGCUGAGCUCAACGAGUCGUCUGUAUCAGAGGAACUAGAGACUGAGACCGGACCAGAGUGACUGUACUGACACACACAACCACUCCACACCCUGUGCCUGUGGAAGGAUCCUAAACUAACUGUGCUGGGCUCACAAUGCCUUUUCUAUUACUUAUCACUACGCCUUGUCUGGUCUAGUAUCAGACACAACAAUAAACAGACUCCAUAAUAACUGA